Molecule: messenger RNA, 582 nt
Organism: Colletotrichum phormii
Lineage: Eukaryota; Fungi; Ascomycota; Sordariomycetes; Glomerellales; Glomerellaceae
Product: thioesterase superfamily protein
Exons: 1
Coding region: 1-582 (193 amino acids)
Source: RefSeq, a predicted model, not a curated record
AUGAGUCGAGAGAAUGUCGAAAACUUACCCCAGACGGUCGCUGAACUAGAAGCCCUCCCUUGGUGUCGGGCACUCCUCACAAGCCCAGGAGUCACAACUUUCAUUCCACCAUCCCGCGUCCCAGAAAAUGCCAAUCCACACGACAGGUUCUUUGGUAAAACACUCAACAACUCGACUGGUAUACCAGCUUGCAUCAGCUUUCAUACCGAGGCCCCGGGUCGAUCUGUCAUCAUUGAACUCUCGUCCCUAUUCGCGCUUUCAAGAGGGGUUGAUGGCUAUCCCAACAUCGCGCACGGUGGCAUGACUGCAGUGCUCAUCGACGAGGUCCUUGGUGUCUUGAUUCAGAGAAAUAUGGACACAGAGCGAGAGGGCCCGAUCUUCAAGAUGAACACAGUGACUUCUUCGAUGAACAUCAAAUACCUCAAGCCUAUCAAAACGCCAGGUGUUGUGCUGGGAACUGGGCAAAUCAAGGAAAUCCGUGGCAAGAAGAUCGUGCUUAGAGCUGUUCUCAAAGACGCAGAUGGUGUGGAGCUGGUGGUCUGCGACUCAAUAUGGAUUGGUAUCCCUAGAGUAAAGAUGUAA